AAUCAGCAGCGCCCGGGGCAGGAGCGGCGCUGAGCCGUGCGCAGGCUGCAGGGGCGGAGGUUUUGCACUCGCUCUCGCCUGGCCAAGGAUAAAUAGGAGGCGGCUGCGAGUCCUGCCAAAGCUCCUUCUCGUCGCCCAACGCGUCCUGCAGCAGGCACCCAGCCCAGCCCGACAUGGACUCUCAGGAUUGCCCUUGUGCCACAGGUGGCACCUGCACCUGCGGGGAUAACUGCAAAUGCAAAAACUGCAAAUGCACAUCGUGCAAAAAAGGCUGCUGCUCCUGCUGCCCAGCUGGAUGUGCCAAGUGUGCACAGGGCUGUGUCUGCAAGGGGCCCCCCUCUGCCAAGUGCAGCUGCUGCAAAUAGGGGAUCCCUGGCUGGACAUCUGGGGAUGAUGCACAUCCGGGGGGGCCCAAAGAAGAAUAAUCUUAUUGUGUAUGUUGGUUGUCUUUUUUUUAUAUAUGUGUUCAGAUUUCUUUAGUGUUUGUCACUUUGACAUGUAAUUAGGUACCUAAAUAAAGUGAUAUGUAUAUAAAGGUC
Catharus ustulatus (Swainson's thrush) is the source of this 539-nucleotide messenger RNA. RefSeq names its product metallothionein-1. Gene Ontology annotation, molecular function: metal ion binding. The transcript is spliced from 3 exons. NCBI's taxonomy places the organism in Eukaryota, Metazoa, Chordata, Aves, Passeriformes, Turdidae. The record is from RefSeq and is a predicted model, not a curated record. The coding region runs from base 174 to 365 and encodes 63 amino acids.